UCCCGCCCAUAUUGAGAUUAUGUAACACUUCAAUUUAUAUUCUGUGGUUCAGUGCACAGAACUGAGCGGGUGUGCACUUUUCGUGGUCAACUGAAACAACUAAGGAUAGAAGUUCAGCGCAUUGAAGUCCAAACAAAAUGGCCCAGCGACCCCUUAUUCAGCUUCCCGAGUUCACCAACGUCUCCACCGGUACUCUGGUGGUGAAGGAGCCGUUGAAUUUUUGGAACGGCGAAAGGGUGAGACCGAAGGACACAAAAAAUGGCGAGCACGUUUAUGAACCUGCAACAGGCCGAGUGCUCUGUGACCUGGUGCCCUGUGGAGAAGAGGAGGUGGACCAGGCCAUAAAGAGCGCCCACUCUGCCUUCCUAAAAUGGAGCAAGUUGUCUGGCAUGGAGAGAGCCCGAAUCAUGCUGGAUGCAGCUCGCAUCAUCAGGGAGCGUAGAGAUGAAAUAGCCAGAGUGGAAGUGGCCAACAAUGGGAAGUCCAUCCUAGAGGCGAGGGUGAAUAUCGACACGUCCUCAAGGUGCAUAGAAUACUAUGCUGGGAUCGCCCCAACUCUGGCAGGCCAACACAUCCAGCUCCCAGGCGGCUCCUUUGCCUACACCCGUCGGGAACCCCUGGGUGUGUGUGUGGGCAUCGGUGCCUGGAACUUUCCCUUCCAGAUCGCUGUGAUGAAGUCUGCUCCAGCGCUGGCAUGUGGUAAUGCCAUGGUGUUCAAACCCUCCCCGAUGACACCAGUCACAGCAGUCAUACUGGCAGAGAUCUAUAAGGAAGCCGGGGCUCCAGACGGGCUCUUUAACGUGGUCCAGGGUGCGGCAGAGACCGGGACCCUAUUGUGCCACCACCCAAUGGUGGCCAAGGUGUCUUUUACAGGCAGCGUCCCGACUGGGAAGAAGGUCAUGGAGAUGUCCUCUAAAGGAGUGAAGCACGUGACCAUGGAGCUUGGGGGGAAGUCUCCUUUGAUCAUCUUUAAGGACUGUGAGCUGGAGAAUGCCGUAAAGGGUGCGCUCAUGGCUAACUUCCUGACCCAGGGUCAGGUGUGCUGUAACGGCACCCGAGUGUACGUCCAGAGGGAGAUCAUGCCCCAGUUCCUGGAGGAGGUGGUGAAGAGGACCAAGGUCAUCCCUGUGGGGGACCCCCAGCUGGAGGCCACUCGCAUGGGGGCUCUGAUCAGCAGGCCACAGCUGGACAAGGUGCUGGGCUUUGUCACCGAGGCUAAGAAACAGGGUGCCAAGGUGCUUUGUGGGGGUGAGCCGUUUGCUCCCAGCGACCCCAAACUGAAGGGAGGUUACUUCAUGUCCCCAUGUGUGCUGGACAACUGCAGGGAUGACAUGACCUGUGUGAAGGAGGAGAUCUUUGGGCCUGUCAUGUCCGUCUUGCCCUUUGACACGGAGGAGGAGGUCCUGCAGAGAGCCAACGACUCCACCUAUGGCCUGGCCUCGGGCGUCUUCACCAGGGAUGUGUCCCGCGCUCACCGCGUGGCUGAGGCCAUGCAGGCAGGCUCCUGCUUCAUCAACAACUACAACACCAAUCCCUUGGAGAUGCCCUUCGGCGGCUACAAGAUGUCAGGCUUUGGUAGGGAGCUCGGCCAGGUGACGGUUGAGUACUACACCCAGCUGAAGACUGUGGUGGUUGAGAUGGGAGAUGUACAAAGCCUUUUCUAACCGUCGGUGACUUCAUAUGACUUAUGACCCUCCCAUGAUGUGCCUAAACCUCAUAUCCAUGUGAUAUGCAGCAAAGCAUUGAGAAUAGUGAAGAUUUGCACUUCUAUGGCAUUAAUGUUUUUUUCAUCUGAAAAACACUAACAAUGGCCCUUGAUGCUGACCGCUUGUUAACUUUUAAAAAGUUAGUGAUUGUAUUGAUUACCUAGUGGUUUGGCAUUCCUUCUGUAGCUGCUCUUAAUUUCUAAUCUCAGUGAGCACUUUUGUAUUUUACUUAAUUCUGAAGUAUAAAUCCUCAGAAUCUGACUUGGACACUUUAACACAUGUUCAAUAUUUUCAAGGCAUUUCAAAGUGUACUUGAAUUUGUUUUUGUUUUGUCACAUUCAAAAUAAAAGACUAUUGUGGAUGCAAUGAAACAAUGAAA
Molecule: messenger RNA, 2085 nt
Organism: Clupea harengus (Atlantic herring)
Lineage: Eukaryota; Metazoa; Chordata; Actinopteri; Clupeiformes; Clupeidae
Product: 4-trimethylaminobutyraldehyde dehydrogenase A-like
Molecular function (GO): oxidoreductase activity, acting on the aldehyde or oxo group of donors, NAD or NADP as acceptor
Source: RefSeq, a predicted model, not a curated record